Messenger RNA from Blastomyces dermatitidis ER-3, 1908 nucleotides. RefSeq names its product NIMA interactive protein. Bases 1 to 1908 code for a protein of 635 amino acids. The record is from RefSeq and is a predicted model, not a curated record. The transcript has 3 exons. Lineage: Eukaryota; Fungi; Ascomycota; Eurotiomycetes; Onygenales; Ajellomycetaceae.
AUGACCCGAAUUACGCGCUUGUGGUUAGCGCCAAGACGCAUUUGGGCUAGUUUUGCACUGCUAGGUCUAACGGACAACCGGAGUAAUGUUUAUGCUCUUCCUGAUUGGGAAAUGUGUGAGCAAACGACUCAAUGGUGUCGGCUUGACUUCAACGUCCUGGGGCCAGUGCUGUGGUUCCAAGCGCCCAAAAGAAGCAGGAAAAUGGAGACUCAAAACCUAUCUACCGCUUCUGAUUACAUUAAUAAUCUGUUACUUGCGCGAGGGUUGCUGCGCAAUGGGAAACCGAUCGAUUUUGCACGGCCAGAGAAUGCACCUGGGGGCGUGGAUGACACUAUGUCAAGGGUUAUAAACCUGGUUCAUGACCUAGUUUUGAGAAGAGAUGUUUGUAUUAACAAUUUAUUUGGACAAUGUGCUACAAUUAUAGAAGCUGAUAGUUUCCAGCGCGAGGCAGAGCAAAGGGAGAACCUGGCGACAAACAUCAGAGCACUUCGGAGCACAGAAGCGAAACAAACACUCGAAAUUGAGCGACUUCAAGCCAAGACCACGGAUUUGUCUCGAUUGUUGGCACUUGCUGAAGGCCAGGAACGCGCCUUUAAGGCUACUAUCCACAGCGCAGAGGUCACAAAUAGAGGGCUAAAGGAGCAGAUACAACGCAUGAAGACCUCAAUUCAACAGAUUAGAAGCCAGUGCGCUACAGAUGUUCGAAAACGUGACGUUGAGCUCCAAAGACUUAAAUCUCAUCUUGCAGAAAGACAGAGGGGAAAGCGAGAGGGACUUGGCGUAACAACAAUAACAAUAACCCCUACCCCGAAAGUUAGCAUGGUUCGGAAGGCGUUGGAAGGCGGAGAAGGCCUGGAAAGUGUUGGAUACAGUCUCAAGCAGGAGACGACUGAAUUCCUGACUAAUCUCUGCCAGGAGCUCAGCGACGAGAAUGACGCGAUGAUUGGCAUCGUGAAGAGCACCCUUGAGACAUUGCGGAACUUGCAAGGUCUGUCAGAUUUACCUGAAAAGGACACCCAGGAACAAGAUAUUCUUGGCUCCAAUGCCUAUGAAAGUAGCCGCUUGGAGACAUCAGCUUCAGAGCUGACUCCACAAUACGAAAAACUCUCCGCUGAAAUGGAUUCGGUACUUGAGCAACUUAGGUCGUUGCUCACCAAUCCCUCGUUUGUGCCUUUAGAGGAGGUUGAAGUACGAGACAAUGAAAUAUAUAGGUUGAGAGAUGGCUGGGAAAAGAUGGAAGAACGAUGGAAGGAGGCUGUUUCAAUGAUGGAUUCAUGGCACAAACGAAUGGCUCAGGGAGGACUGUCGGUUAAUAUUGAUGAACUUACGCAAGGAAUGGGACUUGGGCUAGGACUUGAGAAACCCGAACGUGCUAGAUCCGUGCCCAAAGCAGGAAACUUCGGCCCGUCAAUAUAUGAUGAAAACGAUACUGGGGAAGGGGAGAGAGACUACUAUGAUGCCAAAGAAAAUACAAACCCGCCCGAAAUUCGCAUAACGAGUCCAGCUAAGGCUGUGAAACAACGUGUUCUUGGCGAAGGAACGGGAAAUGCAUUCCGAGAUGUACCCUCCCGGCGUUCUAGGCGAAGUUGGAAGGAGGACUCCGAAUAUAGCGAUGAUGAGCUUGCUUUGUCGGCUAAACCGAAAACGGCGCAACAACCACAGAAGAAAACCCCGAGGGUUGCUGAAUCAAAAAUUCCGAAGCACAAAAUACCGACAAGAUCAAAGCUGUCGACCACUGAAAAACUUGCCAAUGUUGAGUCAGAAGCAAAGGAAGCAGAAGGAGAACGCAAGAAGAAUGAAAGAAGAAAGAGAAGUAAUUCGUCGACACGCUCCAAUACGAAGCCAAGGCGACGAAAAAGUACAUUGACGCCGCAGGAGUUGCAAGAUUUACUCCAUGCUGGCACCUAA